AUGGAUGAAGCUGGUGAGAGCGGAGAUCCUAUGGAUCAGUUCCACCGUAACGAGGCUAUAUCAGCGGUGGCUGACGAUGGUUUUUUAGCGGAAGAGGAUGAUGAUUACGAAGAUCUUUACAACGAUGUUAAUGUUGGCGAGGGUUUUCUUCAAUCGUUGCGGAAAAACGAUGAUUCGGGUGUUAGGAAUGAUGGUGGCGAGGAUAAGAAGGUUCAAUCGGGUUCUGUUGUAAAGGAUCCGAGUGGAGUUACGGUGGCUGGUGUCGGUGGUGGUGAUGGGAAUUUGGGUACUGUUGCUGGAGGGGAUGAAUCUAGGGUUUCUGGGAGAGUUGAUGGGUUUCAGAAUCAAGGGUUUAGAGGGGGUAAUUCUGGAGUUGGAUCGGGUUCGGGGAUUGGUGGUGGUGGUGGUGGGAUUAGGGUUGAAUUAGGUCAAGCGUCUGGGAAAUUGAGUGAAAUUGAAGAGCAGAGAGGUAAUGAUGGUGUUGGAGUGCAGGGGGGUGUGCAGUUGCAACAACAGCAGCAACAACAUGGUGGUGUUGUUGGAAAUGAUGGUUUGGUAAGACAAGUUCAAGGUGUUGGUGUUAGUGGUGUUGUUGGAGGGGUUAAUCUUAGUAGGGUUGGAGGAAAUGGGGCUGGGAAUAAUGUGAUUGCUAUUAAUAGUGUUAAUACUGGAGGAGGCGAAGGUGGUGUUGUUGGUGGAGGAGGAGGAGGUGGAGGAAGUACUGUAUUAUUUGUGGGUGAUUUGCAUUGGUGGACUACUGAUGCUGAGCUGGAAGCUGAGCUUUGCAAGUAUGGACAAGUUAAGGAGGUGAGGUUUUUUGAUGAGAAAGCUAGUGGAAAAUCCAAAGGGUAUUGUCAGGUUGAGUUUUAUGAAGCAUAUGCCGCAACAGCUUGUAAGGAAGGGAUGAAUGGUUAUUUAUUUAAUGGGAGGCCUUGUGUUGUUGCUUUUGCUUCGCCUUUUACUGUUAAGAAAAUGGGAGAGGCUCAGAAUAAUAGAAAUCAGCAGGUGAACCAAGCUGCCGGAGGGGUUAAUCAGGGAAGGAGGGGGCCUGCUGAUGUGGGGGCUAAACCCGGUGGUAGUAAUAUUGCGACAGGUGGUAACUACCAAGGUGGAGAUGGGAAUAAUAAUAAUAAUAGAGGUUAUGGAAGAGGUAAUUGGGGGAGAGGGAAUAAUCCUGGGAUGGGGAAUAGAGGGCCUGUUAAUCCAAUGAGAAACAGAGGCGGUGGGAUGGGCGGCAGAGGUAUUAUGGGUAAUGGUGGAAAUGGAUUCGGACAGGGUAUUGGUGGUGCCCCGCCGAUGAUGCAUCCUCAGUCAAUGAUGAAUCAGGGUUUUGAUCCUGCAUUUGGUGGUCCCAUGGGUAGAAUGGGAGCCUUUGGAGGCUAUCCAGGUGGUCCGGCACCUCCGUUCUCGGGGAUGAUGCCUUCAUUUCCUGGCGUUGGAGGUGUUGGUCUGCCUGGAGUAGCACCUCAUGUUAAUCCCGCCUUUUUUGGAAGAGGGAUGCCUGUGAAUGGAAUGGGGAUGAUGCCUACGUCGGGUAUGGAUGGUCCCAAUAUGGGAAUGUGGCCGGAUCCAAAUAUGGGCGGAUGGGGUGGUGAAGAACCUGGCGGUGGCAGGGCUGGAGAGUCAAGCUAUGGGGAGGAAGCUGCAUCAGAGCAUCAGUAUGGCGGUGAGGUGAGUCAUGAUAGACCUGGGUGGCAGAAUACUACGAGGGAAAAGGAUAGAGGAUCUGAAAGGGACUGGUCUGGUUCUUCUGAGCGAAGAUAUAGGGAUGAUAGAGAUCAGGGAUAUGAGAGAGAUGCACCUAGAGAAAAAGAAGUGGGACAUGAACCUGAAUGGCCAGAAAGAAAGCAUCGUGAGGAUAGGGAAGUGGUGGUUAGAGAACGAUCCCGUGACCGUGACAGGGAAAAGUCUCGUGAUCGUGACCGUGAGCGCGAAAGAGGUGAUCGAGAUCGUGACAGGGACAGAUACAGGGAAGAUAGGGACAGAUAUGCAGAUCAUCACAGGUACAGAGAUCGUGAACCAGAGCAUGAGGAUGAGUGGGAAAGGGGGCGGUCGUCUAGGACUCACAGUAAAUCAAGAUUAUCACAGGAUGAGGAACACCAUUCUAGGUCAAAAGAUGCUGAUUAUGGGAAGAGGAGGCGGCUGACCUCCGAGUAA
This is a messenger RNA of Lathyrus sativus (Indian pea), 2157 nucleotides long. NCBI's taxonomy places the organism in Eukaryota, Viridiplantae, Streptophyta, Magnoliopsida, Fabales, Fabaceae. The record is from the annotation of a GenBank genome assembly.